AUGGUACAGACAAGGCGGUCACUGGCACCUUCUCAAGGCGUUGAGAAGUCUUUACCUCGGAAGACCAGACGAUCUACAGUUUUGGCAUCAAGAGCGAGUACUUCUACAUCCACACCACCUGAUCGGAAACGAGAUCGUUCCAAAGGUUCUUCACCUGAGACGAGAACACCUACCAUCCGGUCUAAGGUUCAAAGAAAUGGCGAAAGUUUGAUAGAAAAAAGGAAGACCGCACGAAAUUCUACAAUUCAUGAAAAUAGAGUGAAUGCUUUGUGCGGGCGAGAGAAGGAGUUCGAUAGCAUUUGUGGUUGGAUUAAGAAAGCCAUGGCCACUUCGUGCCCGCUUUCAGUUUACAUCAGUGGCUCGCCUGGAACCGGGAAAACGGCGACGUUAAGACGUGUGAGCGAAUAUUUUGGUUCUCAGGCUAUAUUCACUAUUUUGAAUUGUGCAUCUGUCACCUCCCAGACCAAGCUCAUUGAAGGCAUUCUAGACACCUUGAAGGAAGGAUUGCGAAAACAUUUUGUGCUUAUUUUGGAUGAAGUAGACCAUUUAACGUCGAAAACAAAUUCCUUCCUAUAUGCUGCCUUUCAAUGGCCUCAGACAAUAACCAACAAAUUGAUAGUCAUAGGUGUUGCGAAUUCAAUUGACCUGACGGAACGGUUGCUGCCUAAGUUAAGGCUGGGACAGCCUCCUGAAACACUGGUGUUCGCUCCCUACACUAAAGAAGACAUAGCACAAAUCCUGAAAAGCAGCAUGGCGGAGGAAUCGGAAGGUGCUAUGGAUACCGCAGCAGUAGAGCUGUGUUCACGAAAGGUAGCAGCUAUGACAGGGGAUUUACGAACCGCUCUUCACGUUAUGAAGCAGACUCGAAAUGCGCAUGAACCAUCGACGCCCCGGGGUUGCCGUGAAGUGUUGGGUGUGUUGAACGGCGUUUAUUCAUCACCACUUGCUAGGGCACGUCUCCCACUCCAACCACGCCUUCUACUUGCUGUUGCCGUUGCCCUUUCGUCAAACAAAAAGAAUGCGCUCAAUGUCAUUUCUCUAACAAAUGCUUACCAUCGAGCAUGUGAAGUCGUCAAGGUACCCCGACUAGAAGGAGAGGAUCUGGAUGCAGCUCUACAAAUUCUCGAAAGUCAAUCUUUUCUCGCUCCAGGUCCGGGCGGAAAAUUAUUACUACAGGUUAACGCAGCAACUGCGAAGUUGGCUAUUGCUGAUAACAUAAUGAUUGCUCAAGUUACGGGACUGAAUCUGUGA
Messenger RNA from Ostertagia ostertagi, 1251 nucleotides. NCBI's taxonomy places the organism in Eukaryota, Metazoa, Nematoda, Chromadorea, Rhabditida, Trichostrongylidae. The record is from the annotation of a GenBank genome assembly.